Messenger RNA from Lasiosphaeria miniovina, 2175 nucleotides. RefSeq lists its product as uncharacterized. The transcript has 2 exons. The coding region runs from base 1 to 2175 and encodes 724 amino acids. The record is from RefSeq and is a predicted model, not a curated record. Lineage: Eukaryota; Fungi; Ascomycota; Sordariomycetes; Sordariales; Lasiosphaeriaceae. Gene Ontology annotation, molecular function: DNA-binding transcription factor activity, RNA polymerase II-specific; zinc ion binding. Gene Ontology annotation, biological process: regulation of DNA-templated transcription.
AUGUCGUCGUCAUCGUCGUCGUCGUUGUCGCUGUCUCCGGGACGCCGUCCCUCGGCUGGGGCGCCCUUGUCCCCAGCCUCGACCGUCUCGGGCACGCCCACCGACGCCUCCAAGCCAAAGCGCGCGAGGACGAGCAAACCCAAAGUCAAGACAGGAUGCAAUAACUGCAAGCAGAGGAGAAUCAAGUGCGACGAGAAGCGCCCGUCGUGUGCCAACUGCCUCCGCUCAAAAAAGUCCUGCACCGGCUACCCGCCCCCGAGCCGCAGCGCCCGCCCAUUUGAGGAGAUCCGAAUCGCGCCGAAGCCACUGGCGGCAGCGAGUGCCCCUCCGCCUGGUCGCGAACCCAUCCAGCUGCCCCCACGGCGUGUAGCAAAGUACCAGCGCCGAACCACUCUUCCUCCGCUAACGCCUAGCACCCCGUCCUCUGCCGUCGCCAUUUUGCACACGCCCUCGACUACACUACCUUUUGACGAGACCGAGGGUCUCUAUUAUCGGCUGUUCCGUGAGCACACAGCGAAUGAGCUCUCGGGAUUCUUUGACUCGGCAUUUUGGGAACGCACCGUCUUGCAGGAGUGCCACUCCCAGGCCGCCAUCCGCCAUGCUGUCGUUGCGCUGGGCGCCCUGUAUAAGACGCUCGAGCAGUCAACCGAGUCGCCGCCCGGGUCGCCUGCCGGGGACGGCAAUUUUGUCGACCGUGCUCUGAGGCACUGGGAGAUGGCCGUCCGGCAGUAUUCUAACGCCUGCAACUCGCUUGUUUUGGCCAAGUCCGCAGAGUCGACGUCGCACCGGACCAGACUCAUGGCGAGCGUGCUGUUGGCGUGCUUCGACUCGUUUAUUGGCGACCACAAGCAAGCAAUCGUCCAGGUCCAGAACGGAUUGGCGUUGCUGGAGAUACUGCGAGCCGAGAGGAGGCGUGCCUUUGUUCCCAAGCCUGAAGAGCCGGUCGAGGAAGAGCUCAUCCAGAUAUUCACUCGGCUAGCGAUACAGGCCAAGUCCUAUGACAUGGCUUUCCACUUCCCUCACCCAUAUGUCGUGUGCCUAACCACGGCGGCCCAGGCGCAGGACCCGAGCUCCCCGUCGUCCGAGGGAGCCUCGCCUGUAUCACUCCACCAAGAUCCGAUUCCGGGCCGGUUCACAUCCGUUCUGGAAGCUCGCCUAGCCUGGGAUACUCUUGCCGAGCGCAUCCUGAGGUUCACCGAAACAAUGUUCAUGCACACGCAAAACCAGAUUAUGGGAGUUCUUCCGCAGUCGUUGCGGCAGUAUGGCGGGCAGUUUAAAAAGGACAUUGACUCCUGGUCAGACGCCUUUGAGCCAAUCCUCGCCUCGAGGACGGCGCCAGGCGUGAGUAGUCAGGAGAAGGCCGGCGUGGCGGUACUAAAGAUGACGCAGGUUAUGGGGCAAAUACUGUUCCUCAUGACUUUCAGCGAUACCGAGAUGCAGUUUGACAGUUUCACGAGCCAGUUCAAGGCCAUUGUUGACCUGGCCAUCGAGGUUGUGGGCGACGAGGAACGGAGAGCGGCCGCCAAGCGGUGCCCAGACCCGAGAUACUGCCGCCACCGGCGCCGCCAGGACGCCGACAUCUUUGGCGGGCACGAGUAUGCUGCAUGCCACAUCAAGCCGAGCUUCAGCGCCGACCUGGGUAUCGUGCCGCCUCUCUUUGUUGUUGCCACAAAAUGCCGUAACGGAUUGAUAAGGAGGCAGGCUAUCCAGCUGUUGCGCAGCAGUUCCAGGAGAGAAGGCAUGUGGGACAGCGAACUCACAGCCCGCAUCGGCACGUGGAUUGCCGAGGUCGAAGAAACCGAGGAUGCCCCAUCUCCAGUAGACAACUUCGUGAAGCAAAGUCCUUCACGCCCGUCCACGAGCGGCUCGAGCACCCGGCUAGGCAGCACUAUAGACUUUGGGGACAUGGCCCUUGGCCCUGGCGGGAAUGCAAAAUGGGAAUCUGGGCGACGAGGGAGCCCGGCCUCUAAUUCUGCCAACGCCGGCAGCAUCUUCUCGCGACCGCCGCGCGUCGCCGUACCCGAGGAGAAACGCAUACCCGAAGAGAAGCGCGUCAUGGUGCGCGCCGUCGAGUUUGACCUCCGCGAGCGCUAUGCAUUCGUCCAGCUCGGGUCUCGCGAGCUGCCCACGGGGACGCUCGACACAAAGACACGGGUGACCAAAAUAUGGUGGUGA